AUGUUUGACUCGACCAAUGAAAACCCAGAGCUGAUUUGGAAUGAUCAGACGCGCGUGAAAGUGCGACAGAUUAUUGAGCGAGGAGUGGACGACUUGUACCGAGCUCAGUCUAAAAACCCUGAGCACAAAUGGGACACUGGAUCGCUAACCGAUGACACUUGUGCAUAUGCCGAUUCGGUGACGGGCGAGUUGGUCGUUGGGGGUGUUUUCGUGCGACUAUACGUCGCAAAUCCAGCUUGGGCUGUACGUCAUCCACGACAGUUUGCUACCGAACUCAUUGAGAAAGUUCUGGAGCUGAUGAAUAGGCCAAGCCCAGAUCUAACACUGGUGACGACCGCUUUUAUUGAAUUGUUACGGAAUUUCCCGAAUACAGCUGAUCAGUUGCCGGCGCAAGGAUAUCUACCUCAAUUCAGUAAGGCGAUGUCGGCUCGAGAUCCUCAAACGUCUCGUUCAGCCAUUUUGAUUCUUCAACAACUUGCUGAGAAUCAUUAUUGUGCUGAGGCUCUUUCCCGGAUCAAUUGUAUAGAAGGGAUCAUGACGUCCAUGAAGAAUCAACCAACACUGAUGCAUGAAUCUGCGCAUGCGCUGAAGUGCCUCAUGCGAAAGAAUACUGGCGAUCUGGCGGCUCAGAUGCUUUCGACGAAGAUGGUCGACUAUCUCCUUGAAGUGCUUAAAAGGUGA
Molecule: messenger RNA, 681 nt
Organism: Cooperia oncophora
Lineage: Eukaryota; Metazoa; Nematoda; Chromadorea; Rhabditida; Trichostrongylidae
Source: the annotation of a GenBank genome assembly